AUGACCGAUAUUCUAAAGAGCAAGAAAACUCAACGAGGUGAAGGCAACUUUACGAGCAAGACCAGCAAUCCAAUGCCUUCUUGUGAACACCGAACAAAACUACAGAAGCAAGCAGUUUUGGGCUUCAAACCAUCAGCAUUCAGACGAACGGUUAUUGACAAAUCCAAGAAAAUCAGCCGCGUUAAACCACCAACUGAACCAGAAGAACGUCAAGUCAAAAAUUGGAAGAGGUUAAACACAACGUUUUCUUUGUCGUACCGACUGAAUAGACUGAACAGCGAUAUAGAUAUGUCUUUGAAUUACGAGAGCGACGAAGAAAAAAGCAACAGAUCAACGGCAUCACCAAGUAAUGCCGACAACACACGAAUGGUCUAUAGAUCAGCAUGCAAAAGACUUAAUCUGGUACCAUCUUCCACAUUUAUGAAGAGUGUUGAUGGUUCCACUGCUAAUCUCAACUAUCAGGGCCUGCAGCCAUUUGGCACCAGAGCUGUUGCCAUGGCGUUAGUGUCUAAUUUGACAAUAACAGAACUAUCAUUACGUGGUAAUUCUAUUGGUACUGAAGGUUUGCAAUGUUUGGUUGAUAUGCUAAGAGAUAAUUGUGCUUUGAAGGUUUUGGAUAUAUCUGAUAAUGAUUUAUCAACCGAAGGAGCGAAAUUGAUAGCCAAAAUAAUAGAAGAAAACGAAAUCUUAGUUAGUCUUGCUAUUGCAGGAAAUAAAUUAAGAGAAGGCGAUGUUCAACCAAUUGCGGACUCUCUCGCUAUAAACACCACAUUGAAGAAACUUGAUUUAAGUUAUAAUGAACUGAGUGAACUAGGUGGUAUCAUCAUUGGUAAAGGACUAGCCGGUAAUGUUGCUCUGACCCAAGUAAAUCUAGGCUGGAAUCAUCUACGACAAGGAGGAGUUACAGGUGUAGCUAAUGGUUUAAAGGAGAAUAGCAGUAUCAGAUAUUUAGACUUGUGUUGGAAUGGAAUAGGUGAUUUUGGUGCCAGAUCUCUGGGACAGGUACUGAAAGAGAAUACAACAUUGGAAGUGUUAGAUCUAACGUCAUGUCGUAUUGGUAUGGAUGGUGUUGGAUUUCUGAUGACUGAGAUGGUUGGCAAUGAAACAUUGAAGAAAGUCAUUCUUCGUAAAAAUCCCAUAACAUCACAUGGUGCUUGUGUUUUUCUUCACGUUAUGAAAAAACACCCCUGCUUUGGCAUAGAAAUCUUUGAUAUUUCGGAUAUUUGUAUCUCCCAAGAAUUUAUAGAUCUAUUAACCGAACUGAAGGAAACUCGUUCAGACUUUGAUGUGAAACACGGAGGUACUCUUCGUGGUAAGGAUGCAUUUAUACAUCGUGAAGUGAAAAAGAUAACUAUGGAAGAUCCCUUAGACGUUUUAUUAGCUUAUAUCAAAUCUAAUGGAAUGAGACUGACAGAUUUUUUUCACCGAUUUGAUCGCGACAGAAGUCUGGGGAUAACCAAACAAGAAUUUAUUACAGGAAUAAAGGAUGCCAAUUUGCCAUUAAAUUUAGCCCACAUAGAAAAAAUAAUAUCUAGACUUGAUGUAGAUGGUAAUGGUAUCAUUGAUUUUGGAGAAUUGCUAGAAGGUCGACAGAACCAUCUGGUAAGGAAACGUAGUCAACAAACGAAAGGUGCACCGAACAUUAAUCUACCCGCUUCAGGACUGAAAUCACCGUGUACAUCACCUAGAAUUAAGCAGAAAUUGGGAACGUUUAAAUUUUCUGGAAUUUUGGGUAAUCCAGAUGAACUAAUGAUCAAAGCGCCCAGUCCAACGCCAAGUGAAAACUUCAGUCUAAAAGUACCAAUUCUCAACUUAGCAGACAGUUCUUAGAGCCAUUGUUCUAUAAUAAAAGGCAUAAUAAUAUUGCCUGUGGAAAGGCUAGAAAGUCAAACGGUACAAAGGAACAAGUUAGGUAACUGUUCGGGCUUGAGUUGCAACGAGAGAGAAAGAAAAGGGAUGAAUAAAAGAAAAUUUCGAAACCCUGUUUUUUCCCUUACAUUUACAUUAGUUGAUAUUUUUUACGGUUUAACGCUGGUUAUAUACAGUAUCAUCAAUAUCUUAUAACCCUUUAAAAUGGAUCUGGGUUAGGGUGUGAGGCUGUGAGCCCCCCUCCCCCCUGCGGAACUGGUGGCAAGUACUCCCCUAACUUAUUGCUUCAUGGAGGGAGACGCCACUGAUGUAGUUCUUGAAAUGUUGUGUCCAUCGUGAAAUAAAAAUUCUUAUUC
Lottia gigantea (owl limpet) is the source of this 2225-nucleotide messenger RNA. RefSeq lists its product as hypothetical. The transcript has 14 exons. The coding region runs from base 1 to 1830 and encodes 609 amino acids. Gene Ontology annotation, molecular function: calcium ion binding; protein binding. NCBI's taxonomy places the organism in Eukaryota, Metazoa, Mollusca, Gastropoda, Lottiidae. The record is from RefSeq and is a predicted model, not a curated record.